AUGCCUUCCCUCAAGACUGCUUCUUGUGUGGUUCUGCUGGCAACAAUUUGCGCUGCCCAGUCCGAGGAUCGACAGCUCCUGGCCGAUGUUGUUUUGGCCCAACAAUCCGCGGUCAACUCCAGUAUCGAAUGCGGAAGAUACUAUGACGAUGUCAUUCCUAAGAGUAUCGUCAUGCGAAUCUCUAACAAGGUCACAUCGGGAACUUGCUUCAAUGUCGCUGAGACAUUCUCGCCGAGUUCUUACCCUAACGACACCAUCACCGAGUUUGAGGGCAUCACCAGCUCUUGCUGGCCCUUAAAUUCGUCCUGCCAGUCAGCCUUGCAAGCAGACGGCCUCAACAUUUAUUCUCCGGAGGCCAACUAUACCCAUAUCGAAGUCAACUUCCGGAAUCUCGAAAGCACUGCUACCAAGGAGUUCAGACUGAAGGCUUUCGCCGGAGACCGAUGCGAAGAGGACGCGGCAGAGCCAUGGUUUUCAUGGGGUGGGUGCGGUGAAGAUGAUGGAACAGCCCACUGUGACGAGUUACCGUACAAUGUGAAGAGUCUAAAAGUCGAGCGAGUGGCAUCCGAUAAUAGCACGGAGUGUCUGGUCGCAGCUGAGCGAGGUGCCGGUGCAAGAGUGGGACAGACCGACAUCGCAGCGCUUGUUGGAGGUGCGAUCGUUGCAGGACUCAUGGCCGUGGUAUGA
Cercospora beticola is the source of this 687-nucleotide messenger RNA. RefSeq lists its product as uncharacterized. Lineage: Eukaryota; Fungi; Ascomycota; Dothideomycetes; Mycosphaerellales; Mycosphaerellaceae. The record is from RefSeq and is a predicted model, not a curated record.